AUGGAGACUCAUGAUUGUUACAGACUGUUCUUUAUCGUCUUAGCGGUCGUCUUAUUCUUAUAUUUAACCCCACAUACACAUGCACACCGCGAUGCAAUCGACGUGACAUUGUCUCCAGAUAUGGCUCCAAACUUGCAACCCUUGUCCUCUCCUGGCCCCGCAUCGGUUCCAAUUGCAAACUCUCCAAACUUGCAACAUGUGUCAUCACCAAGCCCUGCGUCGAUCCCAACCGCGAACUCUCCUUUGAAUUACGUCUCGUUCCCUCCGUCGGGAUCCAAUGCCCCGUCGAAUUCAAUUUUACCAAGCGAGCUUGAGGCACCAGCGCCUGCUGCGUCAACAAGCUUCAUACCGAAAAAUGUCGAUCCUAAAGUCAUGAAAAUUUGUGAUUCAACUGACCACCCUUCUCUCUGUCUUGGCACUGUCGUACCCCUCUUAGAUGACAAAACUGAUCCAUUUUCCGUGCUUGAAGUGUCAGUUAAAGCUUGCUUCGAAUUAACAAAGUUCGCAUUGUCCAUGGCGAAAAAAAUUUCCAACAUGCCCGGAGUUCCUCCUCAGGUAGCCUCCAUUAUUCGCGAUUGUAAAGACAGUUACGACGCAGCUAUGUCCAAUUUUGAGAAAGCAAUGAAUGCCUUAACUGAACGUGAUAUAGGAACUCUUAAUACCAUGCUCAGCGCCGUUAUAACAGAUGUCGGAGACUGUGAAGACGAACUCUCCAGUACGGGCACGACUUCUCCUCUAUCGGAUUAUGCCGAGAAGUUGACUAACAUGACUAGCAAUUCUCUUGCCAUUGCUUCCCUCCUUCAAGAUUGA
Molecule: messenger RNA, 810 nt
Organism: Olea europaea var. sylvestris
Lineage: Eukaryota; Viridiplantae; Streptophyta; Magnoliopsida; Lamiales; Oleaceae
Product: pectinesterase 3
Exons: 1
Coding region: 1-810 (269 amino acids)
Molecular function (GO): enzyme inhibitor activity
Source: RefSeq, a predicted model, not a curated record